AAUCACUACUGUUUUCUAUUGCUACUGGCUUACUGAACUUGUUCAACCAGCAAGUUUGCAUUGUUUCAGUUUUGCUGGUGCUUAAAGCAGGGCAACUUUAUCACCAUUUGUUGUGUGGCCUGUGUGAUAAAGUAAACUACAGCAGGUCUUAUUCCUGUGCUUUUCUUCAGCAAGUAUUGCACUCAACGAAAAACCUUGAACCAUGAAUAAGGGGCCACUACAACUUGUUGCCUUAGUUCUUGGUAUCAUCGGAUUAGUCGGAACUUGUGCAGUCACAGGAAUGCCGCAAUGGAAGAUAUCUGCAUUCAUCGAAGAAAACAUUAUUGUCUUCGAAAACAGAUGGGAAGGCUUGUGGAUGAACUGUAUUCGACAUGCAAAUUUUAGGAUGCAAUGUAAAGUGUACGAUUCCUUGCUGGCUCUCUCCCCUGAUCUCCAGGCAGGCAGAGGACUGAUGUGUGCCUCUGUAGCGCUAGCCUUUGUGGGACUACUGAUUGCCUUCAUUGGAAUGAAAUGCACCAAGUUCAUGGAUGAAGGUACACGGACAAAAGGGUUUGUACUGAUUUCUGCAGGAAUCCUUCUGGUCAUGUCAGGUAUCUGUAUCAUAAUUCCUGUAUCGUGGACUGCUAACACCAUCAUCAGAGACUUCUACAACCCAUUGCUGCUCAAUGCUCAAAGACGGGAGUUAGGAGAAGCCCUAUACAUUGGAUGGGCUGUUUCUGGAUUUCUUUUUGCUUCUGGGAUAAUUAUGAUAUGCUGCUCAGCACCACUUAAGGAAAAGAAAACUAGGCUGACUGUGAGCUCCAAGAUGAGCACUUACCAUCCACCCAUACUGCAAAGACAAGCCUCCAGCAUGUAUAGCAAAAGCCAAUAUGUGUGAAACCAGCUAAAUAACUUUCUUUCAUGUGCUCUCAAAAAACACAAUGGACAGAAUGUUGAUUACAUUUUACAGGUUAAGUGGAGGUUUAAAUGUUGGAUAAGGUACUUCAAUCUGUGUUAAGAUAUAAUCAAAUCCCCUUUGUUACAAACUGUACACCACCGUAAACUGUUUUAUUUGAUUUUAAAUUGCAGUAUUUAAAGUAAUUCUUCCUUUUAUAUUAACAUUGCAUUUUUCACACCGAAAAUGUUUAAUUGGUUAAAAUAACUUGUAUCAUGACAAUUUUUUAUUUUUUAUUAUUCACAAGUUAACAUAUUGUAAUACUGUCUGUUUUAUAGUGUCUGUAAACUGUACAGGCAUAUUUUGUUAUAUUCCUACUGUAUAUAUUGGUCAUUGUCAGUUGUUGCCACAUAAUUAGGAGAUGUAUCAUAUUUUACAAGAUUCUUGCCAUUAAAAAUAUUCAAUGUCACAAUGUUGAGGUAAACAAUGUAUUUUCGUAAUUUGUUUCUGCAAUCUUUAUAUGACUGUUUCCUUGUAUUCAUCUGUUUGAUUUAUAAUCUCCCUUAUUAAAAGACUAAAAAAUAUGUA
Molecule: messenger RNA, 1462 nt
Organism: Acipenser ruthenus (sterlet)
Lineage: Eukaryota; Metazoa; Chordata; Actinopteri; Acipenseriformes; Acipenseridae
Product: claudin-8-like
Exons: 1
Coding region: 203-877 (224 amino acids)
Biological process (GO): cell adhesion; bicellular tight junction assembly
Cellular component (GO): bicellular tight junction; plasma membrane
Molecular function (GO): structural molecule activity
Source: RefSeq, a predicted model, not a curated record